UCCGCCGAUUUCACCCGAGUUGUUUUUGCAACAAGGACUAGAAAACUUAGUUCCCGGGCAACAACCCCGUAAAGAUCGGAGGGCUAUUGGUUGCAGUUAUAAACAGACGUGCCAUCCAUCCCUGUGUAAUACUCGAGUUUGAAUUGGGUUCGGGUCUUUGAUCGCUCAUCAUGAUGCGUUACUGGGGUGAGAUCCCUGGACCUGCAGGGGCUCCUCCCAGUCGCAGCUCCUUUGACUUGCUCCAGCGUGAGUUUCGCUCAGUGGAGAUGCAGGACCCACCGCUGCACCAGCCCUCAGCCCAGCGUCCGCGGCCCACCACAAUGCUGGACAUCCCCUCAGAGCCCUGCAGCCUCACCAUCCACACAGUGCAGCUGUGUCAGCACACCCGCCGCCUCCGUGGUCUCCUGGCAGCGGCCCAAGCCCAGGCUCAGGGUCAGAGCUCAGCGUCCUCUGAGGCUGGCAGCAAGCUGGAGGAGGCUGAUACCACCCUCCCCCCGCGUCCUCCCACCCCACCUGUCAUGCCAGAUGACUUACUACCUGUGGACAGCAAAGCCCCGCGGCAGCCCUUCCAGCUGCGCCACAGUGACCCCGAAAGUGACUUCUACAAGGGUAAAGGCGAGCCUGUCACAGAGCUGAGUUGGCCCUCCUGCCGGCAGCUCCUCUAUCAAUCAGUGGCCACUGUGUUGGCCCAUGCCGGCUUUGAGUCGGCCCAGGAGAGCGUGCUGGAGACCCUGACGGACCUGGUCCAUGAGCAUUACCUGCGCCUCACCCGCCUGCUGCGGGUGGCGGUGGACCGGGAGGCUCGGCUAGGAGCCAGUCCCUUCCCAGACGUGGUGGAGCAAGUGUUCCAUGAGGUGGGCAUUGGCAGCGUGUUGGCCCUGCAGCGCUUCUGGCAAGUGCGGAUCAAGGACUAUCACAGCUACAUGCUGCAGGUGAGUAAGGAUCUGUCAGAGGAGUACGAGCGACUGGUGAACCCAGAGAAGGCUCUGGAGGACUCCAAGCCCCUGAGGAUCAAGGAAGAACCUAUGAGUGACAUCUCCUUCCCUGUCAGCGAGGAGCCUGAGGCCGACCUGGCCUCCGGGGACCAAGCUCUGCCCAUGGGGGUCCUCGGGGCCCACGGCGAGAGGCUAGCUUCAGGCCUGGACGGUGACCAUUCACCUCACACCUCAGGAGGGGGCGGGGCCAACAACUCCCCACUGUGGCCGCAGGUCAAAAUGGAGCCACAGGAUGGCGAGGAGGGCCAGGGUGCCAGCCAUCAUCAUCACCACCACCACCACCACCACAGCGUCCUGGGCGGAGAUGUGUUCGAGGAGGGUGGGCCCAUGUCCACCAUGAGCGAGUCAGGAGGGGCCAUGGCGCCCUCCCCCGGAGGCGCGGUGUCAGACGCCAGCUACGCUUCGCAUUCACCCGACUCCUUGAUGGGAGCCUCGCCUGUCUUCAACCAAAGACCCAAGAAACGGGCAAAGAAGAUGUGAGGCCAUAUUUGAGGAAUCUGAACUGGAUAACUCAUUAGUUAUCCUGCAGUGAAAAUAAUAUUGUGGUGAAACCCGCCAGCUGUUUUCCAGCUGUUGAGAUGAUGGCCACUGUACUGACUGACUGAGACGAACUGAAGGGGAAUGUGGGGAAAGAAAGUGAUAUUUUGUAGUUUUUUCAUUUGUUUGUAUGAGUAUAGUUUCUCUAAACAUAGCUGAUGUUGCCAUUAAAUAUAUUAAUGGGU
Dicentrarchus labrax (European seabass) is the source of this 1717-nucleotide messenger RNA. It is a transcript of the gene supt7l, whose product is annotated as SPT7 like, STAGA complex subunit gamma. Lineage: Eukaryota; Metazoa; Chordata; Actinopteri; Moronidae. Gene Ontology annotation, cellular component: SAGA complex. The record is from RefSeq and is a predicted model, not a curated record. The transcript is spliced from 5 exons. Gene Ontology annotation, molecular function: transcription coactivator activity; protein heterodimerization activity. The coding region runs from base 171 to 1475 and encodes 434 amino acids.